AUGUCGUCGCCCACAAAUCCAUCGAGGAAACGACGAGCACCCGGAAGCGAACCCGCAUCGAUGCAGACAGCAUACUUUCCUCCACCACCACCUUCCGCCAUCCCAGAUCAGUCCUCAACGUGGACAGCUAACAACGCCAACUUCAUGGAGAACUCAACGAACCCAAACCCAUACGGCAUGGUGUCGUCACCGCACCAGGCGCAGUUCACCCAGCAGGGUGUGCCCAUAGCUACGCCGUCAACUGCACUGGCGCGGAGAGGCAUGAACAACCAGCUGGUGGCAGCCAACAGAUCGUACACACCGCAACAGAACGAGUUGUGGGCCAACUUCACAGAUGAUAGCCUCGUGCCGCAAUCAAACGGUGGCAACGCUCAAGACGAGCAUGACAACGUGGAGUUGCUAGAAGAGAAGGCCCAAAAGGCCAAGAGAGAAGCACAAGCCAAGCGAAAGCAGAUUCCACCUUUUGUGCAGAAGCUAAACAGCUUCCUCGAGAGUUCGAAGAACACCGAGCUGAUCCGCUGGUCAGAGAAGGGCGACUCCUUCAUUGUACUGGAUGAAGAUGAAUUUGCCAAGACUCUUAUUCCAGAGCUUUUCAAGCACAACAACUAUGCCUCAUUUGUGCGACAGCUGAAUAUGUACGGCUUCCACAAAAAGGUGGGGUUAUCGGACAACUCUAUGAAGGCGAGUGAGCGAAAGAACAAGAGCCCAAGUGAAUACUACAACCCAUACUUCCGACGCGGCCACCCCAACCUUUUGUGGCUAAUCAACAAGCCCAAGAGUGGCGCAUCCAAGAAGAAGGGCAAGCGAGUUGAUGAGGCGGAUGGUGACAGCGAGGAGGACAUCAUUGAGGAUGGUGCAUUUGGACCCAACUACCCGCAGCCCAACAUUGCAGCAACUCGCGCACUGCCAGCUCCCGAAACUGGUACAUUAUCCAAAAAGGACUUGACAGUAGUACGAGACCAGAUGGCGGACUUGCAAGGCCAGCAGCGCGCUAUACAUGACGCUAUAGCCCGGUUACGCCGCGAACAUGUUCAGCUUGUCAACCAAGCUAGGCAGUUCCAAGACCAACACAACCGACACGAGCAGUCCAUUAAUGCUAUACUCUCAUUCUUGGCCAAUGUUUUCAAGGGGAAGAUUGAUCCCAAUGGAGAAGUCUUCAACAUCAAUGAUCUCUUCAAUGGCAUCAUGUCCAAUGGCCAAAUACCACAAAAUCAACAAAGUGGAACCGUGGUUGAUCUAGGCGACUGGGAUCAACAACAGUCUCGCGUUGCGCAAGACUUGACUUCACCUCCAAAGAGACAACAACGCCUUUUGCCGCCGGCCCCCCCUGAAAUGGCCAUCAAGCGCUCGGCAUCUGCGAGUUCUGUUCCAACCCGCACACCGACGCCAUUUGGCCACAACCAACCGCAGAUGGGUACGGUCACGGAGCUUUUUGACAGUCCCAGCGACUCGGCGCCUACACCAUCAAGCAUCUUGGACGAGCUCAACACUAACCCUCAGGAAGGUAUGAUGAAGCUCAUGCAGGAUGUGAACUCGAAUGUUGGUGGUGGCAACCCUAGACAAUCCCCCAAUGUCGGUAAUGUGCCCCUCAUGGGCAAUGAUCAACGAAGUCGUAUGCUCCAUGCCUUGGCGACACACGGCAACGGCUCCGCUACCGCUCCUCCAGCAAUCAGCUUCAGCGCUCCAGCACCCGAACCCGCAGUGGCGGCACCGGUUCCGGUGAAUCACACGUCCUUCUCGCCCAUCAUGGGCUCAUCGAUACCACCGCCUUCAAUGACCAGGAUAUCCCAGACACAAGAGGAGAUUGAGCAACUGCAAAAACUGCAACUCGAGCAAAGCCAUAAACUGGAUGAGCUCACCAGUCUGCUUGGUCACUACAGCCCUUCUGGCAGAAUUCCGGGGCUGGAGGAGAACGGGCAAUACUUUGAUGACAACAUUGAUUUUGGCCAGUACCUGGACUCGAAUGCAUAUAACCAAGACGGUCUACCCAGCGAAUUUGAUUUCGGUUCAAACCACUUUGACAAUUCGAACCUCGACAAUGUUAACACGGACAAUCUCUUUGUGAACAAUGGUGCCGGCAGGGCCGUGGGGUCAAACACCCCCAGCCAUAAUUCUGCCAGCCCCAGUGGGACGGAGGAGAUCCCAAGAGACGACCUGGAAGAUAGUCCCGGUCGUGCCAGCAAAAGACAACGAAAAGACUAG
Molecule: messenger RNA, 2202 nt
Organism: Pestalotiopsis fici W106-1
Lineage: Eukaryota; Fungi; Ascomycota; Sordariomycetes; Amphisphaeriales; Sporocadaceae
Exons: 2
Coding region: 1-2202 (733 amino acids)
Biological process (GO): regulation of DNA-templated transcription
Molecular function (GO): sequence-specific DNA binding; DNA-binding transcription factor activity
Source: RefSeq, a predicted model, not a curated record